UGAAAAUCCAACACCACCCCACCGGACCAGCGCUGAACCACAAGCCACGAUGGCCGGAAAAAGUCAGAAGAUUCUCGAGUUUUUCGAACGACACCACGGCCGACGCCUCAGGAAUCGGCUGCUGCGGGUGUUCAAGACGCUCAACAUCGGGCUGGCAGCGCUCCCCCCAGAGAUCGCCGUGCAGGUCGUCCUGUACGCGGACACAGACACGCUCCUCACGCUCCGACGCACCUGCAAAGCCUUCCGCGACCUGGUCCAGGAGGAGGUCGUUGCGCGCUGUCGGGAGACGGUCGUCCCUCCGCAGGUGACCUACGACGCGAUGAUUAUUGCCAACCAACAUGGCAACCGGCGGAGCAGUCGGUAUCUAUGGCAUGAGAACCCGGUAAGCCAGCCCCUCGCUCGCCUGGUGGCCCAGGGCCGGUACGACGCGGUCCGGUUCUGUCUGGAAGACGCAGGGCUCGAUGCUAAUCUCUACGACCUCAGUGCCAGACCGUUGCUGCACAUCGCCGCCUUCUACGCCCAGGUCCCCGUGGCCCAGCUGCUGCUGCAACGCGGGGCCGACAUCUUCGCCACGGCGCGGGUCAACCGCAACACGGCGCUGGACUUCGCGGUAUGCCCUGAGCUCAGCCACGAUGAAUUCGGGCCGCCUCUAGGGUAUGGGAUACGGACCCCUGCGCGGGACGCGAUGGUGCGACUGCUUCUCUCUGAAGGGGCCCGCUACGCCACGAACGCCGGGCCCGGGGCCCUGCCCUACCUGUGUAGGAUGCCGGAUUACAUCAACUUGCUUCGCCAAGCGUACGACAACGGCACGUAUCUCAGCGAUGAGGCUAUCGCGCGUCAGCUGCUCCAAUGCGAUCUGAUGUCUGGGCUGGUCCCGGCCGUUGUCGCCGCCUUGCCGGAGGCGCUGGAUCCGGUGAUCGUGACGGCAUCUGGCAGGUCGGCGAUCGAAGCGGCCUUGAGCCUGGGGCAUAUGGAGCUCGCCCUGGCGCUGAUCAACUGCGGGUUCCCCUUGAAUCUGGGGCUCAACGAAGACCAGUACCAGUACCCAGAGCUCUCGUACCCGCUGGACAACUCGCAAUACAACGACCUCCUCACGCAUGUCUGGGACCGACAGAUUGUCAUGGCUCUGCUGGCGCGGCCACAGCUCCGAGCGGCCGGGUUCGGACAGUGGAUUAUCCAGACCGGCCACUCGCAGCAUCUGAUCCUGGAUGAGCCUCUGAACUACCAGAUCCGCACACGCAACUGGCCCAUGGUCAACCAGCUGUUGCGGAUGGGCUGGGGCAAUCCCGCGGGCUAUGCCGAGGAGCUGUCAUGA
Molecule: messenger RNA, 1315 nt
Organism: Aspergillus aculeatus ATCC 16872
Lineage: Eukaryota; Fungi; Ascomycota; Eurotiomycetes; Eurotiales; Aspergillaceae
Exons: 1
Coding region: 50-1315 (421 amino acids)
Cellular component (GO): nucleus; cytoplasm
Molecular function (GO): protein binding
Source: RefSeq, a predicted model, not a curated record